This is a messenger RNA of Pseudopipra pipra, 4290 nucleotides long. RefSeq names its product fibronectin type III domain containing 7 (gene FNDC7). The coding region runs from base 1033 to 3492 and encodes 819 amino acids. The record is from RefSeq and is a predicted model, not a curated record. Gene Ontology annotation, molecular function: protein binding. The transcript has 14 exons. Lineage: Eukaryota; Metazoa; Chordata; Aves; Passeriformes; Pipridae.
CCCUUCCCCUCCCUCUUCAGGGACGGCGGGCGGAGCCGGGCGGCGGAGGAGGGCACUGCCUGCUCCUGGGCGGGGCGGGCUCCUGCCGGCCGGGCCCGGCCCCAAUGGAGCCGGGACCCCUUCCUCUGCCACAUUGGGGUCCGUAAUUCCCAUUGGAGAAGCGCUCGGUGACCAGGGCUCGUCCCCUGAGGAAGGAGUUUCCUGCUGCUCACCUGUCAGCAGGUGAGCCCGGGACACGGGGGCCGCUCCCGACCCCCGCGGCGGCUCCUGGGGCUGUGUGUGGAGCAGCGGGGGGAGCUGGAGAGCGCAGAGCCGAGGGAGCGCCGCGAAACUUGCCGUGGUGCCGGGUCCCCUCGCGGUGGAAACCGGGGCUCCCUUAUGAAAGCGGCCCCAGGGUUCUCUCUGACAUUCGUGUAAAGCCGCCAAGGAAAACACUGUCGGGUCAUAGAACGAUACUGUUUGUUGUCGCCUACAAUCGUCUGUCAGAAGUUACAAUUUGAAGACAUAAAGUCGUGUUGUCUAAGGGGAACCAGCAGCUGGUACAGAUACGAAGGAAUAUGAGGAAAAUGUCUCUUUCCGCAACGCCAGAUACUGAGGAAGGGUGGUUCCCAGUCCAUGGCAGUGUUCCAUGCGAAGGGGAGUACCACGAGGGCAUCACUCCCAACAGAAAAGAAGGUCCUUGUAUGUAGACAAAAAUACAGUAGGUAAUGAGCUGAAGAGCAAAUCUCAGAUUUGCUUAAUUAUUGGGCUUAAUUAUUUUAUGAAUCUUGUAUAACCCAUACAGAGACUGCAUCCUGUAACAGAAGGGGGAAAACCCCACCGCCCGCCGGCGCUGUGUCGGCCCCUGUCCCCAGGGUUCGGUGGCCGCCGGCCGGCUGGGCUCCAGCGGGGAGGAGCGCCCAGCCCAGCGCGACCUCCUCUGUCCCGGGGAGCGAGCCUGCAGUGGCAGCACUGCCGAGACACAGAGCUGCUCACAGCAGGGAUCGGCCUCAGCUCAUCCCCGUGGGAAGGCUGGAACAAAGCUCUGACAAGAUGUGUGGUGCGAAAAGUAAAUCAUUAGCAUUUACUGGACUGCUUCUCAACUGCCUAGAAAUGAUCUUUUCAGCUAACACAGGUUUCUCUGUGUCUUUAUAUGAUGUGACAUCGCAAAGCAUUUCUCUCAGAUGGCCCAAGUUUUCAGGAGCCUCUUCUUACAGGGUCACAGCUACAGCUGUGAAUACUGUAGGCCAUUCAUUACUGGCUCAUUUCAGUGAUGUGACACUUAAAGCAACUCUAACUUCAUUAAUUCCCAAUACUGUUUAUGCUAUACAAGCAGAAGCCAUUGACAAGAAUGGGAUUAUUCUUGCAGAAACACAGAUUAUGCAGUCAACAGCUCCAGACAUACCUGUUAUUGACCAAGCUUAUUCAAAACUUAGCAACAGUAUCACAGUGGAAUGGAGAGCGGUACCUGGGGCUACUAGUUACAUGCUGACUGCACAAGAUGGAGAUUCCUUCAUUGAAACUGUAGUUAAAAAUUCUCCAGGCACAGUGACGGGGCUGAAACCUGCCACCUUGUACAGAAUCACUAUCAGAUCUAUAAAUUCAGGAGGAAAAAGCCAGCCUUCACCUUUCAGAAAAGCAAAAACAGUCCUGGCUGCUCCAAUUCUGUCUGUUAGUUCUCUGAGCUGUGACUCCAUUGCACUGAGCUGGAAAGCUGUGUAUAUGGCAGCUGGAUUCUCUGUGUCACUCAUGAGGUCAGAUGGUUUGGGCAGAAUGCUGAGGGAGAACACCACCAAUACCUCCUUGAUAUUUACAAAUCUAGAUCCAGGAACUCUCUAUACUAUCAAGGCUUAUGCCUGGAAUGCCAAUGGGAUGCCUGGAGAUGAUUUCACAUAUAACCAAAGAACAAGUCCUAAUGCACCGGCGGAUGUUAAAGUAGCUUUUAAUAGUGGUGCUUUAAGAGUUUCUUGGAUGCCAACAGAAGGAGCUCUAACUUACACUGUCACAGCCUCCAGUGGACUCUUGAAACUGAAGUGUAACACAUCCUCCUCCUCCUGCAUGGUGCCAUCCCUCCAGUGCAGCUCUGAAUAUUAUGUUUCUGUCACAGCAUACAAUGAUGCUGGAUCCAGUAAACCUACUGAUGCAGUAAGCUUAAAAACUAUUCCUUGUGCACCAGUAAACAUAUCAAUUGAAGAGGAUGAACUUGGUCACUUGCUGGUGUCAUGGUCUAGCGUCAGUUUUGGUCAUUAUUACGUGGUUUUUGUGAAGAGUGAUGAUGGCUUGGAAGUGCACUGCAACACAUCAUAUACUCAAUGUCAUUUCCAGUCAGACUGUGGCUUCACUUAUUUCAUUAGUGUCUUUGCAUAUAACAAGGCAGGGCAGAGUCCUUUAGGUGAUGUAUUCAAUUACACUACUGCUCCUUGUUGCCCCAGCGACUUCAGGGCCGUGUUCGUGUCCAGCGACACCGUGCGGGUCACCUGGGCUCCUGUCCGAGGCGCCGACCUGUACGAGACCAGAGCUGCCGCCUGGAGCACGGUGGUGCUCUGCAAUGACACGGCCCCGGCCUGCACCCUGUCAGCUCUGCAGUGCAACACCCGCUACCGCAUCACCGUUCACUCCUUCAGCGAGGCCAGGGGCAGCAACACCUCAUGUGCGCCCAAGCACGUGGCAACAGCUCCCUGCAGUCCUGAAAUUAAAAAUGUCUCAAAGGAGGGUCUUUCUGUAAUCAGUGUACAGUGGCAAUCUAACAAUGAAGACGCUACAUACGUUGUCACUGCCAGAGGAGAGGCUGGACUUUGGCAUUGCACAAGCACUGGAAGCUCCUGUACCUUAACUGAUCUUCCCUGUGGAUCUGCUUUCUCUGUUAGUGCUAUAGCAAGAUCACCAGCAGGACAGAGCUUACCAAGCUACAGUGUCCCUUUAGAGAUGGCUCCUUGUUGCCCUAACGACCUGAUACUAACUCAAGUGACACAGUCUGUAACAAAUAUCAGCUGGUCUGCUGGGAAGGGUGCACAGACAUAUGUAACAACACUGGAGUCUCCAAAAGGACAGGCAAAGUGUCGCACUCUUCAGAACUACUGUCUCCUGGGAUGCAUCACAUGUGGCACCAACUACACAGUGUCUCUGAAAGCAAUUAGUGAAACGGGUCUGACAUCCAGUUGCACAUAUCAGGGAUAUUCUUCCAGUGCUUGCUGCCCAUCUGGGGUGAAGCUAUACAGACUGAGCAACAAUGGCAUCAGGGUGUUCUGGCGAGCCUCUGAUGAAACAAUGAACUACAGCACUGAUUUACAUGGUUCAAAAGGCAACUUCACCUGUACCCCCAGCGCAGGUCGAAGUCACUGCGACAUCACCGAGAUACCCUGUGGGGAUGUCUACACAGUGGUGGUAGCUCCACUGACUGAUAAGGGUCCAAAGCUCACAUUCUGUCCUAAAAAAAUAUAUUCAGUAACUUGUUCUGGAAGCUCUGUUGGAAUGGUGAUUUAUAGAGGCAAGAGCAAUGCAGAACACAUCUAAAUGAAAAUUCUGGUUCAGAUAAGAAGCUAAAACUGCUUACUCUUCAACACAAUUACCGGUGCUCUGCACUAUUUACUGCCCCUGUCUCAAAGGAAUGGCAAGAAAUCACUGCUGACUUUUUCCCCCCAAGGCUGAUCAUCUCCUUUUUGCUGCUAUUCACCUACAGCUAUCCUGGAUGUUAAGGUUGUUGAUAACACCAUUCUCCCUAAAUGCUCCUUUCACUCUUUCUUUCCCUCAAGCUGGAAAGACAACAUCUGUGCUUAAUGGCAACAUUCACAGCUGCUCAGGACUGGGAGGAGGGAAGCUGAAGAGCUAGUCAUAUCUGAGAUCUAAUCCAGGACAUCAAAUUUGAGCCCCAGCUGACAAGAUCAUUUUUAAAAUGCAGCUGAACACUUGAUGGAGAUGUCUGUAAUCUUGAACUAUAAUUUUCUGUGCAAGCAAUCACUUUUAAAAGUUCUUCCAAGAACCGUUAUUAAUCAGUAGGUGUGUUCCAGAACUAAUGUACCAACGAAAUAAGGCUGAAAUAAAGAUCAAGAGAGUGAAGUUAAACUUCUUAAAAAAAGAAAACAAAACAAAGCAACAGCAGUUCAGGUAGAGUCACUCAAAAGUAGCUUGAGGCUUAAUCGAGUAUUAUUCCAAGGCUAUUUCAUUUUACUUCAAAAUUUAAAAAAAGUUUCUUCCUUCAGAGUUUUGAGAGGUGACUCAUGAGGAGUAAACAGAAUGUCCUCUUCUUACAUCAACUGACUUGCUUUGCACUGUAGCUAAUGAAGAACUGACAGAUAUUACUAAAAUUUUAAU